AUGGCACAAUUCGAACAUCCAUCAUUUAAUACAUUGUUACCAUCAUCGCAUUCCUCUGUGAAACUUAAAGCAGCUGGUGUCAGAACCUCGUCUCUCACACCAUUACCACAAUAUUUAACACAAGUUGUCAACUCGUAAUCUGUUGCUGGAGCACAAUUGUACCCCUUUUCAUACACACAAGUAGCACUACAUCCAUCUCCACUAGAUGUUCCAGAAUCGUCGCAGUCCUCACUAGGAGGCUCUUUGUAUCCAUUACCACAAGCAGCUUGUAUGCAGACUUAACUUGGAUUUACGUAAUAACUCUAUGUUGAAUCACAAAAUGAGCAGAAAUUAUGA
Molecule: messenger RNA, 336 nt
Organism: Paramecium tetraurelia
Lineage: Eukaryota; Ciliophora; Oligohymenophorea; Peniculida; Parameciidae
Exons: 1
Source: RefSeq, a predicted model, not a curated record